Closterium sp. Naga37s-1 is the source of this 4983-nucleotide messenger RNA. The record is from the annotation of a GenBank genome assembly. NCBI's taxonomy places the organism in Eukaryota, Viridiplantae, Streptophyta, Zygnematophyceae, Desmidiales, Closteriaceae.
AUGAGGGAGGGUGGGAGGUUGGCAGAGGAGCUGGGGCACGGGGAGGGGAGCGAUGAGGCGGGAAGGCAAGCAGAUCGAAGAGUCGUUGAUAUGGUGGAUUCCGUGAGGGAAAGGAGAAGGGUGGGAGGUGAUGUGUGUGAUGAUGACUGGAGAGAGGAAGCUCAGAUGCUCGAAGAGAAGCUUGGUGGGGCGGGAGGGAGAGAGGAGAUUGGGAUGAGGGAGCAGGCGAUGGGAAUGGAGGGCGUUGGGGUGAAGAGACUGAGGGAGGUGGCAACGAGGAAUGCGUUGUGUCUGGACGCAGUAGGUGGUAUAGGGAAACGCGGAAUGAGAGUUAAGAGGAGGGCCUGGAGGUUUGUGUUGGAUUCGGAAGAGCAGGAAGACCAGCGGCAGGGGGAGGAGGAUGAGGAAGAAGAAGAGGAAGAGGAAAGGGAUGAAGAGGAGGAGGAGGAGAAGUGGGAGGCGGGAAUGGAGGAGGUGGUGGUGUGCAAUCGGUUUGAAGGGCCCAAGUACGACCUGGCAGUCCGCAGCAACGCAGCUCUCCAUGCCAUGCGCUGCCAUGCUGACAGCAACCAGUGCGAUUGUGAUAGUAACGAGGUCGUGGCAUGGAGGCACAGGGGGGACAGCGAGGGCGCAGUGUGGGUGGUUAACCACCGGUGGCUCGAGGACUGUCUGCUGUACUCGCGCCGAGUUCCUGAAGCUCCUUACGCCCUCCUCCCGGGCGAUGCAGUGGGCCCUCCAUGUCUCUUUCCCUCACCCACCGCACCCCCCUUACCACCAGCACCCCCCUUAUCGUCUGCGCAUCCAGUACCACCUGCACUGUCACAUGACCUGCUGCUGCACGCGCUCCCGUCCGUUGCGUCACCACCACCACCACCUGCCCCUUCCCAGCCUGCCCAUACGCCUCCCCGUGUCACCCUUCCAGUCACCGUCGCUCCUCCAUCACCACACCACCCAUCAACCAUCCCAAGGCCCCCACCCCCGCCUCCUCUUCCCCCAGAGGAACCCUCUGUUCUUCCCUUGGUCGCACCGGCGGCUCUUCCCUUAAUGGACGACUGCAAGGCAGGCGCAGCAGAGGAAGGGCUGUGGAAUGAAGCAGGGAUAAUGCAGGGGGAAGAUAAACCGCUUUUGAUGGUACAGGCAGAACCCGGGGUUCUCGCGUCAAGAGAGAAUGUUUUGGAAGAUGUUGGGAGCGGGUGGGGUGGUGGUGCGGGAAGCAGCGGGCUGAGGGAAAACAGUGGGUCCGUGGCAGGCUUUGCAAACGACCGAGGCAAGGAUCCGGUUGGGCGAGGUGAGGGGGCUGGAAAGGCGAGGCGCUUCACUAAGAGCAGCCCCUUUAAGAGGAGGAGAGUGCAGGGUAAGGAAAAUGUCCCAGAUGGGUGUUCAGAGGGGCAUGGAGGGGGUAAGGGUGGUGUGGUGACGCGGAUUGAAACAUCCGCUUUAGCCGAUGAGGCCUCCCGGUCGCCCACUCAAACCUCCUCCCCAUCUAAAUGCCUGUAUGACAGGGUUGGGGAAGACGGCAUAUGGCCUUCGAUCCAUUUGGGGUCUCCUGUUCCUCUCUCUCUGUUGCCCUCGCAACCUGCUCCUGGUGGCUUUCAGGUUGAUCCUGAUUGUUCUCAGGUUGCUCCUGUUUGCUCUCAGGUUGCUCUUGAUAGUUCUCAGGUGAAAACAGCAGAGGAGAUAAAAGGGGGACGGGAGGAGAGGAGAGAAGGGAUGGACGCGCAAGGGAGGGGUCCAGAGGGUAAGGAGACCAGAGAACCAGAUUAUGGAGGGAGGGAACCAGAGGGGAGGGAGAGAAGAGCAACAGAUGCUGGAAGUGUGGAGGAGGAAGAAGAGGACUUUACAGAUAGAAUCUCGCUGUCUCCUGACAUUGGGGGGGGUUCUCGCCACAAACCACUUGACUGCAGGCACAGGCACCUCGCUCAGCAACUUCUACCUGAAAAUUCACCUGAAGGUGUUCCUGAAUCGUCUCCUGAGCAUUUACCUGAUGAAGCGGCUCGUUUGAACUCGUCUCAGCCAGGUGAAUGCUCAGCACCAGAGGAUGGCUACCGUGAGAUAGAACCAGUGGGGACAGGUGGAGAGCAAAGGGAGCUACCGGCUGUCGCUGGUGCUGAGAAUUGGGGAGGAGAAGCUUAUAUGGAGGAGGAUGACAGCUCAUUUCAGCAAGCGCCAAGUCUGCUGGCGUCUCUUUGGAGACCAAGAGAAGAGGGGGAAGAUCGGGGGGUGCUGGUGGAUGGGCCGAGAGAGCAGCAGGAGGUGGCUUGUGAGUUGGCUGAAAUGGCAUGGAGAAGGGAGGGCGCAGGUGGGGGGUUGCUGGUCGGUAGGCAGAGAGGCGGCGGGAAACUAAGGGAUGUGAGACAAGUGGAAGAGGAUGUGGUGCGAGAGGGUGUGAGGGGAGAACGUGUGACUGAAGAGGGUGUGAGGGAAGAGGACGAAUAUGUGAUACAAGGGGAUGUGAGACUGGGGCACGUGGGGCAGGAGAAGGUGGAGGGUGUGAGGAACGAGGAGGUGGCACAAACGGGUGAGGGAAGAGGGGCAGGAGGGAGAGGCAGGGUUGGAGUGGUGCUGCAGCAAGAGCGAUUAGACAGUGGUGAUGUGAUUGUGCUUUCAGACAGCGACAGUGGCAGGGAUAGUGACAGUGAGAAGGACAGUGAUAGUUGUGGCUUGCAGAUGGGGAAACGUAGUAAAAGGGGAGGUGAGGGGAGUGGGCGAAGGGUGAGAGGCUUGUGGGAGGAUGAAGGGGAAUGUAAGGAACGGGAGGUGGGGGCAGAGGAGAAAGAAGAAGAGGAGGAAGAAGAGAAGGAGGAAGAGGAAGAGGAGGAGGAUGAGAUUGAGUUCACACAGCGUCUGCCUGAGAAUAUGGGGAGGGAUGGCAUGGCAGCAAGCGAGCCAGCGAGAGGACGCACAGGGGGUGCUGAUGGGGUGAGAGACAGUCACGUGCAUGGAAGCCAGGGGCCACACGUGAGAGCUUGUGAGGGAGGUGUGGGGCGAAGCACAUGGCACGGUCGACCGAGUGUUGAGAAGGCGGAUUUUGGAGGACGAGAAGGGGGGAGGGAGUGUGAGGGGCAGAUGGGGCAGGAGGGAGGGAUUGAAGAGACAGUGGGCCGAGGGGGAGAUGAGGGCGAGAGGGGAGGGGAACGGGGAGGGGAGCAGAGAUUGAAGAGACUGCGCAAGGCAACGUGGAGGAGGGAUCUGUUGCAGAGAAGAACUGCUGCUGCUGCUGAGACUGGUGGGCAUGGUGGUGAUGGUGGAAAUGGCAGAAGAUCCGGUAGAGGAAAUGGUGGUGGUUAUGUUAGAUGGAAUGCGGUUGGUGGCGGUGAUGAGGCAGAGGACGAGGAAGAGGAUGCAGAAGGCUGUGCUGUAGGAGGGGUGCAUUCAGGGGACGUGCCUCAAGAACCCAUCUCGCCUAGUCACGCAGCGACAGCUGGCAUGUUGGCCGAUGACGAGGCGCCUCCUGGCAGUCCGGCACGUGGCGAAGGGACCAAUGGUGGGCUGACACGUGGCAAGGGCGUGUGGACGUUGGAGGCGUUUCUGGGAAGGAAGGUGGAGCCGAGAAGACCGUUGAAAAUAGCAGAGGUGGGAGUGGGAGAGGUGAGAGAAGCAGAGGGUAGGAUACCGGAACUGUCCCUCCUGCGAGAGGGGAGUAGGGGUGUGAGCCAACAGCAGCAGCAACAGCAACAGCAACAGCACGAGCACCUUCAGCAGCAGCAGAUGCGGAUGAGAGAGGUGCCAUCGUUGGUACCAGGACAAGCGGAUGCAGCAGCAGGUGUUGCAGGUGGUGUGGCAGCAGGGGUAGCAGGGGUAUCUGCAGCUGUGGGGGGGUCUGAAACUUCAGGAAGCAGAGCCACCAUCCACAGAUACUUUCCUCCAUCAUCUACCCGACCCUCUGUGCCGGCGUCUAGUUCCAGGCAAGCCAGUCGGCUCUCCCCCGUGAGGGGCCAGCAACGGAGCAGCCGCUCUCCUAGAAGCAAGCAGAACCAGCAGCAGCUGCUUCGACCAAGCCAACAGAGCAAUCACCCUCGCAGCCACCAGAGCAGUCACCCAAGAAGCCACCUGUCCCCUGGGAGGAUAACUAUAAGGGCCUCUUGCUCUGGUGACCCCUUUCGGCUUGCCACUGCAUCACAUGCUGCCCCUCCCGCCGCUCAUCGUCUUACCGCCAUACCUGCUGCUCCUUCCUCUGUCCCCGCAGCUACAGCCACUGCUGCCGGCCCUGUCCCCACCCGCACCACCCACGCCCCUGCUCCCUCCCGCCCUCUCCCUCCCCUUGCAAGCUGUGAACUGCAAGGUUCUGCGCACACCCCCCCCAGAGCAGUGCCUGACACAAACCAGAAGGCACCUCCUCGAACACCCCCCGGAGCAGUGCUAGACGGCAGUAGGAACCAAAAGUCAUCCUUUCGCACUCCCACCAAGGCGGUGUUUGAUGGGAACCAGAAGGCGGUAGUUGCUCGCACGCCGCCCAGGGCAGCGUUUGCGAGUCCCAGUGGGGGGUGUGCGUGUGCCAUCUGCCAGGAGGACACUCCGGCCUCGCAGAUCGGCGUGCUGCCCUGCAUGCACGCCUUCUGCUACAGCUGCAUCCGCAAGUGGGCUGAGAGUGCGGCCACAGCCAUUCCCGGCUGUCCUCUUUGUAAGGAGCCCUUUGAGUUCAUUACAGUGCGCAACAAGACAGCCAGCAGAAGAGCAGCCGAGGCUGCUAAGCGCACCAGUCUCCCUGAUGCUGCUGCUGCUGCUGCUGCGCCUGUGGAUGAAGAGGGUGAUAUUCAGGGGGAUGGGGAGGACGAGCGUAUUGUGAUGGUGCCAAUCCGCAAGAGAAGGGCCCCCACUGAUGAGUCGCCACUCGAUUCGGGCACAAUGGAGGACUUGCUGCUGCUGUGCGACGGCUGCAACCACCUGGGAGCGCACCACACCUUCUGCCUCGACCCGCCGCUCGCUGCUGUGCCCUCUAGCCAGGAGCCCUGGUUCUGCCCUGCUUGCUCUGAGAGGAGGUAA